AUAAAAUCACUGUCAAAAAUAAACGUACGUAACUGAAAGAAUUUGUGUGUAAUAUUAUUUUACUCGUGCGUAAUUUAAAAAAGUGUAUGUAAUUCAGCUUUUUGUGAGACUUGAUUCCAAAAUCGUCGGCCAAGACAAUUUACAAGUACGACAUUUUGGUUUGUUUGUUAGAGUACAACUUAAGAUUCUACGACUAUGACAUUUUACAGACACAACCACAACUCUUUCACAUGCACGAAGUGCGAAUUACGAACACGCAGCGCUGUGCGCGAAGAGACUGUCAAAAAUACGUCAUCAAGGUCACAGGCAUUACUAUCAGAGGGAAGAUUGAUCGAUUCCAUCCACGUAGUGCGCAUGCGUCCCCGCUUAAACCACUAGCGCCAAAAUGACAGCUCAACAGCCAAGCGCUCACUCAUCGUCUCAGGCACCAUUAGGUGACAUCUUAAGCACAGCACAGAAUCUAGUGUCGAUGUUGACCGACACCUUAAGUUCGCCAGGGAACGUGAGGCCACUCAGACAGGGAAGGCCUAAUUCAGCAGAGCUUGGUGUUGGACAACAGAAAGAGGGGGACCAGUCAAGUAUCAGUGGACAGUCAACACAACAAGAAAGAAGGUCCAAGUCAAACUGCCAUCAUGGGCACUCAGUACAGCAAGAAAUGGCUAGGUCAUUCCCGGGAUUUUUCCGAAAGGAAGUAAGGGGUAAAAACGUUUUGGACCAUAUAAACGCCCAGAGAAAAGCUUGUUAAUGGUUUUUUUCCUACUUGACCAACAAUAUGAAAGAACACCCAAAGGAGAGUCAGAACUAGAUCUUACACUUGCAGGACUUGGGAGAAGAUCAUUAACUAUAACAGAAAACAUCACUCAUUCAGAGCUGUCAGAGGUGCUUGUUAAUGCCUAUCCAAAACUGGCAAAUAUCUGUGGAGGAUGGUUACUGCACAAGUGCUCUGGUGGAGGUGGGCAGCGGAAAUUGAUCGUCAUCCCUCCUGACCCAGAUGGAUAUAAUGGACAGCAGUUAAAAGCAGUGAGCAGCAAUGGGAAGUGCACAAUGUAUAUAGUUCCACUGCAAGAGCAAAUAGACACAACUCCAUUACCACCUGAUGCAAAAGAAUUCGAGAAAAUGCCCAAAGCCCAGUGUACAAUGUGCAGCCAAAUGGUUCCUCUUCAGUGCCUUCCAAUGCAUAUAAAGAGCUGUGAGAUGAAAUGGGUGGAUCUGUGUACCUCAAGUGAUGAUGAAUUGGAAAAAUCACCAGAAUUUGAAAGUUGUGAUUCAUAUAUAAAUGAAGUCUGGACAGAGAAGACUGCAGAGUGUCCACUGUGCAAGGACAUAUUUAAUAGUGAUGUUAUUGAGAUACACGCAGCCCACUGUGGAUUACGAACAGCAGAAUAUCAUGAAACUGAUAUGAUCAACUUAACUGAGCCAAUGAAUACACUUCAAAGUUCUGGGGAGAUUUUAAAUUGGAUAAGCAGUAAAGUUGAUCAAACCAACACCUUUCCCAUCUGCGUUUCUCGGAGUGACAUCUUUAAAAGAGGCAUGCAGCAGUGGCAGCGUCAAAAGAAAACUUCUCCAAAAUGCAGACUGAAGGUUACCUUUUUUGGCGAAGCAGGUGUUGACUCUGGUGCUCUUAGCAAGGAGUUCCUAACAGAAAUGAUUUCAGUCAUUGAAACGAGACUGUUUAUCAGUGGUGUAGAUAAAAGAGGGGAAAAUCCUGUCUAUUGUCUCAACAGCUUGGAUCGUAACUACUCAGGAGUGCAGGAGAAAUCAUGGCAGUCAGUCUGGCACAAGGUGGACCACCACCUGUGUUUUUGCGCGAGUGGUGCUUCCAAUAUCUUUGCUCUGGAGAUCAUGACAGUAUACGGGUGUCUACCAGUGAUGUCACAGAUUUGGAAUUUUCACUGCUUAUUGAAAGGUUAA
Messenger RNA from Triplophysa rosa, 1911 nucleotides. RefSeq lists its product as uncharacterized. Lineage: Eukaryota; Metazoa; Chordata; Actinopteri; Cypriniformes; Nemacheilidae. Gene Ontology annotation, molecular function: ubiquitin-protein transferase activity. The record is from RefSeq and is a predicted model, not a curated record. The transcript is spliced from 12 exons. Bases 745 to 1911 code for a protein of 388 amino acids.